Molecule: messenger RNA, 2862 nt
Organism: Tachysurus fulvidraco (yellow catfish)
Lineage: Eukaryota; Metazoa; Chordata; Actinopteri; Siluriformes; Bagridae
Product: centromere protein F-like
Exons: 8
Coding region: 967-2442 (491 amino acids)
Molecular function (GO): GTP binding
Source: RefSeq, a predicted model, not a curated record
GGUUACCUAGCAACAGAGAAUCAUCAAAAAAAUCGUCAAAACCACGCAGAAGAAAAGUGAGGUGAACCGGUGCUAAGGAGAAUUUAGUGAAAACAACGUUAUACUCUGACCGUCAUACGUUAAAUAACCGUCACUGAUGUGAGAGAUGAAUCUCACAGAUCUUUUAGUGAGGUAUAAAAUUACACACACACACGCACACACACACAAUAAAUCAGGUUUUAUACCAGCUACAGUGAUACAGUCGAUCAUGCUGUUCUCAUUGAGCGUUUUAAGAGGUGUCGCUCUAAAUUGGUUUAAAUCAUAUUUUGCAAACAGAAGUUUUUCAGUCAAGAUGGGCGAACAUUACUCGAGUAAUGCUUUUUUGCCCUGUGGUGUUCCUCAGGGUUCUAUUUUGGCUCCUUUGCUCUUUUUUCUCUCUAUAUGCUCCCACUUGGCUCAAUUUUUAGAAAACAAGGUUUAUCAUUUCGCUGCUAUGUGGAUGACACUCAGGUUUAUUUGCCUGUCAAACGAAAUUCUGUGGGUCUUGAAUCACUUAUGGCAUGUUUGGCAGAUGUAAAGGCUUGGCUUUCCUUACAUUUUUUUAAUCUUCAAUGAAAAGAAAACUGAAAUUAUAGUUUUUAGUCCAUCUGAAUUUUCAAAUUCCCCGAAACUAGAUUUGUGAGGGAUGUCUUUGUGUUUCAAAUCAUAGGUAAAAAUCUUGGUUUCAUUUUCAUUGAUGAACAAAAAUAAAUUCAGUCUUCAAGGCUUGCUUAGCUUCAGAAAGCAGACACAGCUGAAAAAAGCCUUUUCUUUCUUUUAAAGAUUUUGAAAAAGUAAUUCACAUUUUGUAUUUCAUCCAGGCUGGACUACUGUAACUGGCUUUAUUUUGAGAUCAGCCAGACAGCUUUAUCCGCUUGCAGCUUGUCCAAAAUGCUGCGGCUCGACUCUUGCGUGGGGUAAAAAAGAAGGAUUUCAUCAACAGAAGCAAUGUCGCAGAGAACGACUUCGAGAGAAACACUGCUUGGACAUAGUGAAGGAACUGAACCACCUUUUCAAUACGAAGCCACCUUCUAUGAAGCAUCUUCAUCCAAAUUUACACAUUCAGCAAACCCUGAGGAAGAGUGUAGAUUUAUACUGCUGGGAGGUGAUGAUGGUGCUAAUAAGGAUGCGUGCAGGAUCAUACUCAGGAAUCAGCAGAACCAACAAAGAACUGAGCUGGAAGAUUGGGAGGUGAAGGAGAACCAUGGCCAUGGAAGACUUGUCACUGUGGCCAUCAGUCCCCCUACUUGGUUGGAGCAUUUGAGAUCAUAUAUAUUUCUUUCCAGAGGAAUCAGAAGUAUUAAAAAUGACAUUAAGAAAUGUUUGUCAGUGGCGUUCCCUGGGCCUAAUGCAUUUCUAUUAGUGAUCAGAGAUGGACGUGACAAUGGAAAAGAACAUUACCUUUUAAAGGCAGUCACUUCAGUGUUUGGGAAACAGGCCUUAGACUACAGCAUGGUGCUGCUCAUUAAAGGCUCUGGACAAAAUCGUUCAGAUCCUCCCUCAAUGAAGUGUGUCAAGAAAUGUGGCCAGAGGCAUCAUGUUCUAGACGACACUGAUAGCAGUGUUCAGAAACUUUUCAGUAAAGUUUUAAGAAUGAUUAGUGACAAUAAAAGGAAGUUCUUUAUUCCACCAGCAUAUGAAAAGUUUAUGGAAACUGAAUUUGAAUCAUGGGAAACGAGAAGAAUUUCAAAAAUGAAUACAUUUCUGGCUGAAUGUCAGGACGAGAAAGACAAAUGUAUUGGAGAACUUAGAAAUGACCUGGAUGCCUCUAGAGAGAGUGAUCUACAAAAGGAGUUGGAUGCCUCAAAAGUGAGAGAAGAUCAACUAAGAAUGGAACUGAACACUAGCCAACAAAGAGAGAAUAAACUAAGAAAUAAAAUGAAAGAUUAUGAAUCUGAGUCCAGUAAACUAAGGAAGGACUCGGAUCCUUCUAUGAGUGAAUUACAAAAGGAGUUGGAUGUCUCUAAAAAGAGUGAGAGUGAAUUACAAAAGGAGUUGGAUGUCUCUAAAAAGAGUGAGAGUGAAUUACAAAAGGAGUUGGAUGUCUCUAAAAAGAGUGAGAGUGAUCUACGAAAGGAGUUGGAUGCUUCCAAAUCCAGCAACUAUGAACUAAAAAGGAAUUGUGAAAUUUUACAAAUAAGAGAGCGUGAACUACAAAAGAAGUUGGAAGCUUCCCAACUAAGAGAAACCAACCUAAUAAAAGAAUUAGAUGAUUUCAGAAGAAACGAGUGUAACCCAGGAAGGUUACUGGAUUCUGCACAACAAGGAGAGAGUGAAGUUAAUAAGGAGGACUGUGGUGUAAAAAAUGACAACACUGAACAAGAACCACAAGCCAGUGGAACCAGGAACCGUAGAGGCAGCAAAGAACUUGAAGUUCCAAACUUUUCCACUGAUCAGACUCAUUAUUAUUUGGGCACAAUGUAAAUGGAUAGAAGAACAGACUUUAAGCUUAAUCCAUCACAAGAGAAGGCUGAUGAAAUCCUGACUGGUUACAUACACAAAGAAAAUCUUUUCUAAAGAAGCACAGUGAAAGUGUGACAGGAGAUUUUUUACCAAAGAAAAAAAUUUGUAUUUAUUAAAGGAUAGAACACCUAAUAGAGCUUCAUUAGUUCUCACAGUAAAUGUACAUCAUGUGAAAAUGCCUCUGAUUCGGUGAGAGUGAAAAGCUGCACACUAACAUGAUAUGUGAAGACAAACGUGACAUGAAUUGCUUUUCAGGAUCAGAAUCAGAUUUAUUGGCCAUGUGUGUUGAUGUUGACACACACAAGGAAUUUGGUUCCAGCUGUUUGUGACUCUCAGAAGUACAGACAUGAAUAACACAAUACUAUACAAAACAAUGCAGAU